AUGUAUAAAUACUGGAAUUCAGAAUGCAUCUAAACAGUCAGCAGCAGCUGUAUGAUAUCCGUCUGAGCUAAAGAACUUAACAAGCAACUGCACAGACAAGAUGAAGCUCUGCCUCCUGCUUGUGUUUGGGACCCUGUAUGUCCUCGUUAACGGUAUGCCGCCAAUCAGCAGGGAUUACAACACCCACUGUCGGUGCCUGCAGGUGGAGUCGAGGAUCAUCCCUCCAGACAGCCUGAGGAGCAUCAAGCUCGUCCCUGAAGGGCCGCACUGCCCAGAGACCGAAGUCAUAGCUGGACUGGCGAACGGGGAGAAGGUGUGUCUGAACCCUCGGUCCUCCUGGGUGAAGAAGCUGAUCCACUUCGUCCUUGAGAGACAGUUACAUCAGCAGGGAGGAGCACUUCCUAAGAAACGAGCAUAAUAUCUUGGAGCAAAUUAAAGAUAUGCUGCAAUGAAAGCUAUUGAAAACUCAUUUCUGCAACUAUGAGCCAUGCUGUUUUACUGACUUUACUUUAAAAAACAAAUGACACAAUAUUUAACUUAAUAAUAAUAAUCAUUUUAGUGUUUUCUAGUGUUUAGCCUCUUUGUGUUUUUAUUUCAGAAUUGUAUUUCUACUGAAUGUUUUUUAUGUGUUUUUUACCACAUAUUUUACACAUAUACACAUUGAUUCUGGGUUAAUAUUGUUUAAGUGUUAGAAGGAGCAAUAGAUGAAUUGAGAGAAAGCAAUCAGCUUUGUGUGCAUAAGGUAUUUAAGUGUACUUGAAAAUGUCAAUCAUUUCCCUGUGUAGAAAGUUUGGUCGCAUGAUCUUUUGAAAGCAGAUACUGUAUGAAGAAAGAAAUGUGUAAUAUUUUAAUAUGUAACAUAUCAAUUUUAUGUAAUACUCCAUUUAGUUAAGCUUCUCCAACAAUAGCACAAAUUGAUUGAUUCCUUUCUUAAGUCACUAAUAACAAUUAAGAGAGAAUACUGGAAAAUCUAAUGCACUUUAAAGAAAAAUAAAUAU
This is a messenger RNA of Morone saxatilis (striped sea-bass), 998 nucleotides long. RefSeq names its product chemokine (C-X-C motif) ligand 19 (gene cxcl19). The coding region runs from base 101 to 418 and encodes 105 amino acids. The transcript has 3 exons. Gene Ontology annotation, cellular component: extracellular region. NCBI's taxonomy places the organism in Eukaryota, Metazoa, Chordata, Actinopteri, Moronidae. The record is from RefSeq and is a predicted model, not a curated record. Gene Ontology annotation, biological process: cellular response to lipopolysaccharide; antimicrobial humoral immune response mediated by antimicrobial peptide; chemokine-mediated signaling pathway. Gene Ontology annotation, molecular function: CXCR chemokine receptor binding; chemokine activity.